Molecule: messenger RNA, 945 nt
Organism: Epinephelus fuscoguttatus (brown-marbled grouper)
Lineage: Eukaryota; Metazoa; Chordata; Actinopteri; Perciformes; Serranidae
Product: olfactory receptor 52E4-like
Exons: 1
Coding region: 1-945 (314 amino acids)
Biological process (GO): G protein-coupled receptor signaling pathway
Cellular component (GO): membrane
Molecular function (GO): G protein-coupled receptor activity; olfactory receptor activity
Source: RefSeq, a predicted model, not a curated record
AUGGAGAACGUCUCUUUACACACACAUUUCGUCCUUGAUGGCUUCAAUGAACUCGGAGUUCUGAGGCCCGUCCUCUUCAUCCCGUUCUUCAUCAUGUUUGUUGUGGCGCUGUCGGCCAACUCCAUGCUGCUGUACGUCGUCAUUUCACAGAGAAGCCUCCACUCGCCCAUGUACAUCCUCAUGGCCAGCAUGGCAUGUGUGGACCUGAGCGUCCCGUUGUUCUUCGUCCCCAACAUGCUGCUGAGCUUCUUGUUUGACUGGAAGGGAAUCUCUCUGACCGGCUGCCUGGUUCAGAUGCACUUCAUUCACUUUGUUGGAACUUUUCACUCAACUCUAUUGGUGUGGAUGGCACUGGACCGCUACUUUGCCAUCUGUACGCCUCUCUACUAUCAUGAGCGCAUGGUGUUACCACGAUUCCUCAAGUUUAUCAUCCCGCUUGUGGUCAGAAAUGUCCUCUUGAUCACACCAUUUGUGGGUCUGGCAGGAUCAUUAUCAUUCUGUGCGUCAAAUGUGAUGAACCACUGUUUCUGUGAGCACAUGGCCUUAGUGGAGCUGGCCUGUGGAAGCACUGCAAUGAACAGCCUGGUGGGGCUCUUGGGCGUGUUUCUCAUCCCUGUGGCAGACUUCGUCUUUAUUUCUUCUUCCUAUGUGGUCAUAUUUACCUCCGUGCUGAGGUCUGGCAGGUCUGGGGUCAAAGCACUCCACACCUGUGUCACACACAUUGUGGUAAUGACUGUCAGCCUGAUCUUUGCACUUGUUGCUUUACUGUCUUAUCGGAUCCGAAACGGUCUUCCUGCCGCCAUUCGGGUUUUUUUCAGCACCAUGUACCUGUUGUUCCCAAGCUGUUUCAACCCGAUCAUCUACGGCAUGAGAACCACCGAGAUUCGACAGCACAUUGUAAAGACCUUGACAUGCAACUUUGUCCGAACUGUUCCCCAUUCUUAA